Molecule: messenger RNA, 2076 nt
Organism: Meira miltonrushii
Lineage: Eukaryota; Fungi; Basidiomycota; Exobasidiomycetes; Exobasidiales; Brachybasidiaceae
Product: Calcium/proton exchanger
Exons: 2
Coding region: 349-1962 (537 amino acids)
Biological process (GO): intracellular calcium ion homeostasis; calcium ion transmembrane transport
Cellular component (GO): fungal-type vacuole membrane
Molecular function (GO): calcium:proton antiporter activity
Source: RefSeq, a predicted model, not a curated record
CGGCUGUGUCGCCACACAUUCACAAUGCUGUUCUUACACCGCCCUCAAACUUCUCCUUAGUGUUUGGGAAAUGCAACACUGCACACAGACAAAGAGAGGCUUCACACACGACGGGCAUUAAAACAAGGAGCUAUGAAUAGAAAAUCGCCUGUUUAGGGAUAAACUUGAUACACUGAUCAGAAGCACUUCAUGCGCCUAUCUCCACUGCCAAGCCGCGCUGAUUUUGUUUUAGCCACCAAAGGAUCGUCUUUAUAUUUUACUCGAUUAUCGACUUAUAAAGCACCUUUUUUGAAAAGCGUGGUGAGGAGCAAUCAAUUCUCAACGUAAAAUCAGAGCAACACAUCAACAAUGGUUGCAACACCAACAUCUGAAGAUCCCACUAAUGUCGGCAUAACAAAACCAACAAAACGUGCCACAAUAGCAAUGGAAGAAGGAAGAUAUGAUGAAGAAAAGGGGGAAGGAAGUAGUAGCAGUAAUGGCGGUGCAACUGAUAUCAAGGAUAGUCAAGAAUCAGGUUUAGCCGGCGCAAAAGGUUCCGAUCAGAAUUCACAACAUCGUUCCAUCGUACGACAAGGGACAGCCGAAUCAAACGUAGAAGGACUAGGAGGACCGGGAAUGGGAUUACCAAGGAGAAUGACAGCAUCAGAGAUAGAAGGUAGAACGUUGAAAAAAUCUUUCACUUCUCUGCUAACGCCACAGCAUCGAUUAAAGCCUGCACCAGGGAUUGGUGAGAGUAUGAUGAACGUGCUAAAAUAUACAUGGCUCAACGUACUGCUUUUGCUCAUUCCUGUCUCUUGGGCUUUGUACUUUGCGCUAGAUCGUGAAUCGAAAGGAGCUUCGCUUGCCAUCUUUUUGACGUCUUUCUUGGCCAUCAUGCCGUUAGCAGGUCUGCUUUCAUAUGGUACCGAAGAGGUCUCUUUACGUGUCGGUCAAACGUUGGGAGGUCUUUUGAAUGCAACUUUGGGAAAUGCAGUAGAAUUGAUUGUUGCAAUCAUCGCACUUUUUCACUGUGAAUUGGUCAUCACACAAACAUCUUUGGUUGGGUCGGUUUUGUCAAAUUUAUUGCUCGUCUUGGGUAUGUGCUUCUUCGUUGGAGGGUUACGAUACAAAGAACAAGAAUUCAAACAAACAGCCGCACAACUAAAUACUGGGAUGCUUACGAUGGCCGUCAUUAGUGUUCUUAUACCCGCUUCUUUCCAUGCAACGUUGGGAGAAGAUAUUCAAGACAAUGUUGAAAGGCCUGAUCUGUUACAAAUGUCGCGCGGAGCUUCAAUUAUACUAUUGAUCAUUUAUCUUGGAUAUCUUUGGUUCCAACUCAAAUCGCAUACCUUCCUUUAUGCAGACGAAAAUGAAGCAGAAGAAGAACCAACUUUGCACAUUUACGUUGCCUGGGGAACACUCGUCCUUUCCACCGUUUUGGUCGGCGUUACUUCUGAAUGGUUGGUUGAUUCUUUAGACGGUUUCACAAGAGGCUAUGGCGUUGGAAAAACGUUUGUCGGUUUGGUCCUUUUGCCGAUCGUUUCCAAUGCAGCCGAACACGUUACAGCAGUUUUGGCAGCACGUCGUAAUGCCGUAGAUUUGGCAAUGGGUGUUGCUGUAGGAUCUUCGAUUCAAAUCGCAUUAUUUGUGAUUCCGCUAUUGGUCAUCAUUGCUUGGAUUGCUGAUAAACCUUUGAGUUUGUUGUUCGAUCCAUUUGUGGCAAUUUUGAUGUUUUUGGCCGUUUUGAUUGUUUCUUAUGCAAUCGCUGACGGUCGUUCGAAUUGGAUGGAAGGAUAUAUUCUUAUGAACGUUUUCGUUCUGAUGGCUUUGGCUUCUUGGUACGUGCCAGAUUUGAACAGCAACAACCCUGCUCAAAUUACCAAAUCUACUUUGUUCCCUGAUGAGUAUUGCAGGAAUCGUGAUUUCUUUGCUAUGCUAGUCGGAGGGGGAGCAGGUUCAGGCUCAGGAUCGGGAUCGGCAUGAUGUACUUUCUUCCAUCCCAUUUCGUCAAUUUUGCUUAUAAUGCCUAUUAAAAUAAUCUCAUGUAAUGUACAUAUAUAUACAAAUUCAUUCAAUCUAGUCACGUAAAUGCACAUU